CGGCCGGGAGCGCAGGGGCGGCAGUACGCGCCUACCAGUGUCCCGGCAGGGUCCGUGCCGCCAUGGGGCAGAUCGAGUGGGCCAUGUGGGCCAACGAGCAGGCGCUGGCGUCCGGCCUGAUCCUCAUCACCGGGGGCAUCGUGGCCACAGCUGGCCGCUUCACCCAGUGGUACUUUGGCGCCUACUCCAUCGUGGCGGGCGUGUUUGUCUGCCUGCUGGAGUAUCCCCGGGGGAAGAGGAAGAAGGGCUCCACCAUGGAGCGCUGGGGACAGAAGUACAUGACCUCCGUGGUGAAGCUGUUCGGGCCCCUCACCAGGAAUUACUACGUUCGGGCCGUCCUGCACCUCCUGCUCUCGGUGCCCGCCGGCUUCCUGCUGGCCACCAUCCUCGGGACUGCCUGCCUGGCCAUCGCGAGCGGCAUCUACCUGUUGGUGAGUGGCGCCCUCUGAGGUUAGCCCCAGCCACCCCCACCCCCUGCCCUGACACCCUCGGACAUACGUGGCCCUUGAAGCCAGCUCUGUAGGCUGAGCCGAGGCUGGGAGCAAGCGCGAGCGCGGGCGUGUGCUCACAGCACCGCCGGGACGCAGCAGUUGCCGCUGCCGUUUUUGGCGCGUCUGGUGUGUUGGGUCAUUUCCCUGCAUUUCUUCAUCAACCCGCACCACGGCCCUGGGAGGGGUACUGGUGUCCCCACUUUGCA
Molecule: messenger RNA, 697 nt
Organism: Mandrillus leucophaeus (drill)
Lineage: Eukaryota; Metazoa; Chordata; Mammalia; Primates; Cercopithecidae
Product: cytochrome b-245 light chain
Exons: 5
Coding region: 63-449 (128 amino acids)
Biological process (GO): superoxide anion generation
Cellular component (GO): NADPH oxidase complex
Molecular function (GO): heme binding
Source: RefSeq, a predicted model, not a curated record